AUGGAGACACUCAUGGCCGAAGUAAUCGCACAGCGGCCAAACGGUCCUAAUGCCGCUCAGCCUGUAUCUCUGCAGCGCCAACCCUCCUUCUCCUCAUUCCCUCCCUCGCGCUCGCCCUCUACCCGCAAUGGCCAUAACCACAAAGCUCGCUCCCCGCAGCCCCCCAUGCUCCGUGAGGGCGACGAGGAGUCGAUACAGUCCUCGCACGACUCGUCGCAUCAGUCCUCCAUGGCUGCCCUACCCAGAGGGGGUAUGAAGCUGCGCUCGCAAUAUCCCGCCGAUGCAAUUGAGAACCAUGUCGAGUACAUACUGGUCGCCGCCUUCGACAUUGACCGCGGCUCCAUUAUGGAGCACCAAUACCCGGCCGCUAUCAGUGGAGACGAGACUAUGCUGGCUGAGCUCAUGUUGCCCGAUCAGGCCCAUGUCCGAAGCCAAGACUGGACCAUCUUCUUCCUGCACAAGGACACCUCAGCCGAAGAGGAGGAGCGCGAGGCAAGGAGAGAGCGCAGGAGGAGAAGGCGGCGACGGAAAGAGGGCCUGGAGGACGACGACGAUGACGACGCGACUGCAGAUACUGAAGGGCAAGACGACGACUACGACGACGAUGACGACGGAGACGAGGAUACAGAAAGUGAAGGAGAGCCAGACCCUGAUGGACCGCCGUUGGUCUAUGUCUUGAACUUGGUCAAUACCAAGCAAGACAAUACAGUGAAGAGAGGUGCCAUCGUCAAGGCCAUGGCAAUAUGCACGCGGCACCCCUUCCUGCACAUAUACAAGCCCCUGUUGCUGCUGGCCCUUGAAGAGUACUUCAGGGCACCCGUCCUGGAUACUCUCGAAUCCCUAUACAACGCUCUCAACUCCAUGGACCUGUCGCUCUUGCCGCGAUUAUCUCCCCUAGAGAACUUCGUACUUGGCGCCAGCGAUGCCAAAGACAUGUUCGUGGAGAAGUUUGAGCUCAUGGUCCGGCAGCGAAGAAAGCUCGACGCUGCAAGAGACUCUGUUGAGACCUCGUCAGACCCUCAGUCGCGGAAGAAAACAUACACUGUUCCGCGAGACACGCACGAGUUUGAAUCCAAGAUCAACUACAACGGUAUACCCGUCCCUGUCAAGAUACCCACCGCUCUGAGUCCGGAGACUGUGGGUGACUUUUCCUUGAUCAAGCUCAUUCAAACAUUCUCCACACCUCACGCAACGCAGCCGCAGCCCUUUGCCUUGCAUCCACAUCUAACCACGAGCGGCGCCUUCACUCAUCCCAUCAUUGUUCUCGUCAACGCCCUCCUGACCCAGAAGCGCAUCAUCUUCAUCGGGCACAAUCGCCCUUCAGGAGAAGUCGCAGAGGCCGUGUUGGCAGCAUGUGCUUUAGCAUCUGGUGGCAUUCUCCGCGGCUUCGUCCGACACGCUUUCCCAUACACCGAUCUCACCAAAGUAGAUGACCUGCUGAAGGUUCCUGGUUUCAUCGCUGGUGUUACCAAUCCUGCAUUCUCUUACAAGCCCGAAUGGUGGGACCUGAUAUGCGAUCUGCCCACCGGUCGCAUGAAGAUCAGCAAUCGCAUCGAGUCGGCGUCACCAACAGAGGGCUCCAUGUUCUUCCAGCAGCAGGGCCUUCCUCUAAAUGGGCCAAGUGCGUCACCAGCCAACGGCAUCGACGCAACCGGCGACACCCAAUUCAUGGACAAACUCCUUGAGAGCAUUGCCAACCGCCACGGUGAGAAUGCUAUUCGAGCAAAGUGGCGCUCGUGGGUGUUGAAGUUCACCCGUAUUGCGGCGGCUUUUGAAGAGACUGUCUACGGUGCUUCAGCACUGUACAUUGGCUCUCAUGAGACGGAUAUCGGCGCAUAUGGUGUAUCCGGACACGGCUACGUCUGGCCAGACGAGGGCCACAAGCUUCGGGAACUCGCUGCAAACGUGCAUCGUAUAGAGGGCUGGCGUAACACGAGAAGCUACUACAGUUGCGUCCAAGAUCUAGCGAGGCACUGGAAUAAGAGACCAGUGCGCGGUCUUGACAUGGCCCACCAACACGACAAGCUGCGCUGCUUGAAGCUUACGCACGAUCAAUCAGCAGCCAUCUACCUCGCACUCGCGAAGUGUGUUGAAGAAGCGGAUUCGCUCAAUGAAAGUGCGAACGCCUCGUCGACCGACUUAUCGUCCAUGGCUCAGUCACUCACGCUCGUGAAUGACUCCGAGCGUAAAGCGAGCUCCCAGCUCCAGUACGACACCAUCCUGCAACUACUUUGUGUUAUCCCAGAUGCUGGUCUCUUCUAUCUUAGUCUGGGCCUGUUUCACCCUAGACAGGAUGUCAGAAUGGCAGUCGUUAGACUACUAGAGAGGAUCAUGGAUCACUCUGCCGGCCGACACUACUGGGGUCAAUUAGGGCGCUUUGCCAAAUUGGCCUUCUUUAGGGUGAAGAGAGAGGAAGCACAGAAAUAA
Molecule: messenger RNA, 2427 nt
Organism: Alternaria atra
Lineage: Eukaryota; Fungi; Ascomycota; Dothideomycetes; Pleosporales; Pleosporaceae
Exons: 2
Coding region: 1-2427 (808 amino acids)
Biological process (GO): actin cortical patch localization
Cellular component (GO): plasma membrane
Source: RefSeq, a predicted model, not a curated record